Molecule: messenger RNA, 1070 nt
Organism: Branchiostoma floridae (Florida lancelet)
Lineage: Eukaryota; Metazoa; Chordata; Leptocardii; Amphioxiformes; Branchiostomatidae
Product: ATP synthase subunit O, mitochondrial-like
Exons: 8
Coding region: 85-723 (212 amino acids)
Biological process (GO): proton motive force-driven mitochondrial ATP synthesis
Cellular component (GO): membrane
Molecular function (GO): proton-transporting ATP synthase activity, rotational mechanism
Source: RefSeq, a predicted model, not a curated record
GUUCACAGAAUCAGUUCCGAUAUCUGACCAAUAAGAGAGCUUCUAACACAUUUCCCAUCUUCACCAUUGCUAAGCCGGGCGGCCAUGAUGGCGAUGUCUAACUCUUUAUCCCUCCUGGUGAGGGGCCUCAGCACAUCAGCUGCUAGGCCAGCUGCUAUGGUCAAGGCUCCGAUCCAGGUGUUCGGUGUUUCCGGUCGCUACGCUACGGCGCUGUACUCAGCUGCCAGCAAGGAGAAGAAACUGGACGCUGUUGAGAAAGAUCUCAAUGCACUUCAGGGUGUCAUCGAUGGCAACACCAACCUACAGGACCUACUCAAGAACCCCAUCAUUACUAGGGCUGAAAAGAAAUCUGUUGUUCUGGGUGUCCUGAAGGAACAGAAAGCUUCUCCUCUUGUCACCAACCUGGUUGACUUACUGGGAGACAACAACAGACUGGGCGUGGUCUCGGGCGUGGCUAAGACGUUCAGUGACAUCAUGAGCGCCCACAGAGGGGAGGUCAUCUGUGAGGUCACCACUGCCAAGGCUCUGGAUGCAUCUACCAUGAAGAGUCUACAAGAAGCACUGAAGAUGUUCCUUAAGAAGGGAGAAACCCUCAAACUUAACACAAAGGUGGACCCCGCUCUGAUUGGUGGGAUGGUGGUGAACGUUGGGGACCGGUUCGUCGACAUGUCCACGGCCAGCAAAAUCAACCGUAUGGCGGCGCUCAUACGCCAACCCUUGUAGAAAACACGUGACCAAGAUCCUAUAGUAAAAUCAUAAUCUCUCAUGACUAAAUAUACACAAAUAUAUACAGUUCUACUUAUUGUAGACAAGAAUAUUCAGUUGGGGGGUAUUUGCCAUUUUCCCUUUUAAGAAAAGCAUACAAUCUUGCAGUAUCUGUAAUUUCUCCAAGUUGUCCUUUUGAAGUUAGAUAACAAAUUGAAGGUUGCAGUUAAUCUGUAACUUUCAGACAGUAUUCCAUAAGACCUCACUACAAGUAAAACUCUUGCUGUGCGUAAGAUGUUGAGGGAACAACGAAAAUGUGUCAACCUUUGUGUGUGUAGUCUGAAUAAAGGAAGGAAUGGUUUGAA